Molecule: messenger RNA, 652 nt
Organism: Neolamprologus brichardi
Lineage: Eukaryota; Metazoa; Chordata; Actinopteri; Cichliformes; Cichlidae
Source: RefSeq, a predicted model, not a curated record
AUAACAGAAUAACUUCAAACAAAAAAUAUGAAAGGUUAAGAAUCUCUCUGAUUUUGAUAUCUUUCUCUUUGCCAUUAUACAAGAUAUGACAUAUAACAUUCCCAUUUGCCUGUGGAUUGAGGAAACCUACCCCCAAACUGCUCCCAUCUGCUAUAUCAGACCCACACAACAGAUGAUGAUCCUCAGCGGAAAGUAUAUCUCCAGCAAUGGUGAAGUCAUGCUGCCUUACCUGCGAGAGUGGAAGAAUGGGGAGUGUGACCUAAUGAGCCUUGUUCAGGUGAUGGUUGCAAUGUUUGGAGAAUUCCCUCCUGUAUGUAUGAAGCCUAAUCCAGAGCCUGAGCAAGCCUCUUGUUGGCUGCAGUUCCACAGACAACCCGAAGUAUUUACAGACACAGAUGGAAGUUUAUAUCUGGCUUUAACAAGAGAAGACGGGCAACCUUUUCAGCAAGAAAAUGAAACUAAUUGUUAGUAUUUUGUGCGAUUUGGCAACAGUUUGUGAGAGAAACGUUUUUGUCAGUUUUUUUUCCCCAUAUUGUGGAUAUGGUAUCUACUGACUGUGUGUUAAAUAGUGAAGUCUUCAGAUAUGAAAAAGCAUGCUGUAUUUUUAUAUUUCAAAUGAUUUUCAUCACAAAUUAGCACCCUUUCAUUUGAU